Messenger RNA from Phascolarctos cinereus (koala), 1296 nucleotides. RefSeq names its product liver carboxylesterase 1-like. NCBI's taxonomy places the organism in Eukaryota, Metazoa, Chordata, Mammalia, Diprotodontia, Phascolarctidae. The record is from RefSeq and is a predicted model, not a curated record.
CUCAUCCCCUAGGUGAUGGUGUGGAUCCACGGAAGAGCUUUUUUGGUGGGUGAUGCUUCAACUUUGGAGGGCCUGUAUCUCUCAGCUUUCGAGAAUGUUGUGGUAGCCAUUCAGUACUGUCUGGGAAUCUUUGGAUUCUAUAGCACAGGAGACGAACAUGCCCGAGGGAACUGGGGUUACUUAGACCAAAUGGCUGAACUCCAAUGGGUUCAGAAAAACAUUGUCAACCUUGGAGUAGAACCAAACUCGGUGACCAUUUUUGGUUCAUCAGCAGGAAUUAUCAGUGUUUCAGCACUGGUUCUUUCUCCUUUGACAACGAAUCUCUUCCACCGAGCCAUUUCCCAGAGUGGAGUUGCCAUUAUGGAAUCCAUAUUUAUUUCUAACAUCAAAUCAACAGCUGAGAAAAUUGCAGCCUUUGCUGGGUGUAAAACAACCAUUUCAGCCAGCAUGGUUCACUGUAUGAGGCAGAAGACAGAAGAAGAGAUCUUGAACUCUGCUUUAAAGAUGGAACUAUUCAGCAUGGAUUUCAUGCGAGAUCCUACACUGAAAAUUGUAUUGCCUCCUACAGUUGUGGAUGGAAUAUUUUUCCCCAAGAGUCCCAAAGACCUCCUCACUGAAAAGCAGUUCAAUCAUGUCCCCUAUAUUGUGGGAUUCAACAGCAAUGAAUUUGGCUGGCUUCUUCCAACUCUUCUGGGAUAUCCUCUAUGGAGAAGACUGGAUCAACAAACAGCAACAGCUCUUUUGUGGAGUUCCUAUGCACUUUUUAAAAUCCCCAAAGGCCUUACUCCUGUGAUAACUGAGGAAUAUCUUGGAGUGACAGAAGAUCCUGUAAAAGAGAAAGGCCUAUUUCAGGAUAUGAUGGGAGACUUGAUUUUUGGGCUUCCAUCUAUAAUAGUGGCUCAGCUUCAUAGAGCAUCAGGUGCACCCACAUACAUGUAUGAAUUUCAGCAUUGGCCAAACUUCUCAACCAACCUGAAACCAGAGACAGUGAAGGCAGACCAUGGGGAUGAAAUUCUUUAUGUCGUUGGGACUCCAUUUUUGAACACAGACUCAUCAGAGGAGGAGAAGAAACUUAGCAGGACUGUGAUGAAAUACUCGGCUAACUUUGCUAAGAAUGGAAACCCUAAUGGGGAAGGACUGCCAAAGUGGCCUGGCUAUAAUCAGAAUGAAGGUUGCCUCCAAAUUAACAUCACCCCCAAAGCAGCCAAAAAUCUGAAGGAGAAAGAAGUAGAAUUUUGGACUGAGGUCAUAUCAAAGGAGACAGCUGGGGUGAAGAGAGAAUACGUUGAGCUUUAA